Meloidogyne enterolobii is the source of this 630-nucleotide messenger RNA. Lineage: Eukaryota; Metazoa; Nematoda; Chromadorea; Rhabditida; Meloidogynidae. The record is from the annotation of a GenBank genome assembly.
AUGAGCCAAAAAUAUGGGGUGGUACUAAAUACGACACGAGCAAUACGUACAAACAAAAUCUCGAACUUGCUAAAAAUUUGGAAGGAUUUUCUUUUUCCCUUUAUACACACUUAUGGAAGCAAUAUAUUCUUUUUUUUUUUCUUUUUAUAUUGUAUAUUCCUUAAGAUCAUUAAUCAAUUAUCAAUAGAAUCUAGGCUCUUCAUUAAACAAACUAAUGAUCAAAAAAUUUCAAGUUUAAGCGAAAAAAUACAAUCUUCUAUAAAUUUACUACAAAAUCCAACUGAUUGCUUCACAGCGAAGAUUUUUGUUUGCCCAGUAAGUAAACUGGGCAAUUUAUAUAAAAAUAUUUUUUUUCUUUUUCGACGCAAGAAAGCGGUGUUGGUUGGGGAUUUGGUGUUUUGCUGCAUAGGCUUCGGUAAAUUUUUGAUAUUUAAUUUUAUUAAGUUACUAUUUAAUAGUUUCUGUUUUAUUUUUGCUUUUAAAUCGGGAAGAACGGUAGUGUUUACUAAUGAAACAAUUCGAGUUGUUAAUAACCAAUAUGAUGUAAAAUGGAAUGAAUUAUUUAAAACAGCAUCAAAAUGUUCGUAUACAGAACAUGUAAAGUGUAAAAAUUCUUCAAAACUUUUGUGA